AUGGCUCGUGAUCGUGUCUCCCGCCGUGCCCGUCAAAGAGGUGGUGGAUAUGACCCCGUCCCCAUCCCCAUUGGGGUUAACGACAGCGGCAGACCCAUGGUCCGCUGCUCUUCCUGCGGAGACCGUCUUCAGAAAUACAGUUGGGCCGGACACAAGCUGCUGCACAACACAGAGACACACCAGUGUCCGCACUGCGACACCGUCACCUCUCGCGCGGACGCGCUGCAGGACCAUCGUCUGACCGCCCACGCCGACUACACCGACAGAGAGUACCUGCGCGGCACCACCAACCCCAAGGUCCUCAAGCGCUUCGUCGUGCAGAUCUUGCGCGACCACGAGGUCAUCCCCGAUCUUGCCCAUCUCACCGAGAAGAUCAGCGCGCUGAAGGAGAAGGAGAAGAAGGCCAGAAUCAUUGUCCAGGGCUGGAAGCCGAACCACUGCAUCGAUCUUACCUAUGUCGGACCUACUGUGGGCGAAAUUGCGCACAUGAAGCGUGACGUGUUGGUGGACUUGUGUAUUCUUCACCGCCAGAUGCUUGCACAGGACUGGGAUGGUGCGAACAAGGAGGUGGACGGGAUUCUCGCAACCGUUUAG
This is a messenger RNA of Phaeoacremonium minimum UCRPA7, 594 nucleotides long. RefSeq lists its product as hypothetical. The transcript is spliced from 2 exons. Bases 1 to 594 code for a protein of 197 amino acids. NCBI's taxonomy places the organism in Eukaryota, Fungi, Ascomycota, Sordariomycetes, Togniniales, Togniniaceae. The record is from RefSeq and is a predicted model, not a curated record.